CGAAGAGCUAAAAAGAAAAUCAAUUUUCCCUAGUAAUUUGAUAUUUCUAUUAAUUGUGAUAAUCUAAACGAUUAGAUAUAAUCAUGAAAUCAGUUAUUGUUGCUUUUAUAUGCGUUUUAUAUUGUUGUCAAGCAGCAGUUACAAGAGGUGAAGGUGUGGUUAUUGAUGGAAAAAAUGAAAAAAUUCCUGAAGUUACAAUUAUUACUACGGAAAGCUCCAAAUUAGUUUCUCCAGUGAAUGGAAACGGGACGAAGACUGAAACCAUUCCUAUUGGUCCUACGAUAGAUCCUAAUACAUCAACUGUCACACCUACAACUACACAUGCACCAAACAUAACAACUAUUGCACCAAACACAACAACCAUCGCACCUACAACUACACAUGCACCAAACACAACAACCGUAACACCUACAACUACACAUGCACCAAACACAACAACCGUAACAACUACACAUGCACCAAACACAACAACUGUGGCACCAACAACUCCAAAACCCACAAAUGGAACUACUGUAACGCCUUCUCCAAGCUCUACUGCUUCUCCCAUUACCUCCACAACAGCCGUACCACCUUCCAAUCGUGGAUUUGACGGGCCUAGUUUCAUUGGAGGAAUAGUUUUAGCAUCUGGUCUGAUGGCCAUUGGCUUUGUUGCUUUGAAAUUCUACAGAGCGCGUACAGAACUCAACUACCACACUCUUUAAAUAUUCUAAACAAAUAACUUGAAGUUUUGAAAAUUAGGUUUUGUCAGCAAGAAAAAUUGUUCAAUGUUUUAUUUCUAUGACUUCUUGUUGAGAUGCGUACUGAAUGGAAUUUGAACAUUUUCAGUGUUUAUUUUUCGAAAUCUUUUGAAAUUUUUUUUACAAAAACAAGUUCAAAUUUAUUCAAUCACUAGGAAUUGGAUCAUUGCUUUUUUAUAUAUAAGACCAUACAUAAAUUUUGUCUCUUCAUUAUUUUUGACGAAUUAUGAGAAUCAAGUUUCAAACUUAUUUUCAUUUGAUAUAUUUUUACCUUCUUUGUUUUUGUAAAACUUCAAAGGAUUGAUAAUGGAUCUUCAAAAUGUAUUACCGAUGAAAAACUUUCUUUGUUGAGUAUUAAAAAUUUAUUUAUUAGUUCUUGAAUUCUAAUAUCAGUUAUAUCAUUUCAAAAUUUAUUUUUUCUUCUUCAAAUCAAGUGUUAUUAUUUUAUAUUGUAUGAGAUUUAUUUUUGUUUAUAAGCUAUCCUUAGUAUUUACUUUUGUACAUUUUCUCACACUAUUGUCUGUAUUGUUGAAAAAUUAUGAUAAUAAAAGUUUUUGGCAACCCAAAAAAACUUCAAAGGCAUCUUCUAAGUCAAUAAUACGAAAGUAUGGUAACUGAAGUCCUGAAAUACUAAAUUUUCUUUUGAAAAUCACCGAAUGAAUAUGUGAUAAGUAGUAAUUUAUUUUUGGGUAGACUUAUAUUUUUGGAGAAGCAAAAUUUUUGUGUACAAUAAUUUUUCAUAACAAAAAAAUGAAUUUGAUCAAUGAUGUUUACACACUGUCCGAGAAAGUGCUCUUAAUAGAGUAGUUUAAAGGUUUUUGAAAAGGUGCAGUAGCUGUAGUUAUUUCCUUCAUUUGAUACUUUUAUUCAUUUUAUCUUUAAUGUUGAAAUAAAUGUUGUAAAGUUAAUGGUACAUAUUAAAUAUAAUAUUAUAAUAGUGCACUAUUGCAACAGCAGAGAAUAUGUUUUUUUUAAUCCCGAAAAGAUUCUCAAUAUUCAUUUACAAUAAGUAGUGAAAUAUAUGAAAAUUCUUAAAGGGCAUUUUUUUGCUGAAGGGAAUGACGCUUUAGUGCACAUCUAGUUGUUAAGUCAAUUUGUCAGUUUGCAAAAUACAUAUUAUUCUAAUAAACCUGUUUAUUUUAAAA
Messenger RNA from Harmonia axyridis, 1882 nucleotides. Its product is annotated as threonine-rich protein-like. Lineage: Eukaryota; Metazoa; Arthropoda; Insecta; Coleoptera; Coccinellidae. Gene Ontology annotation, cellular component: cytoplasmic vesicle. The record is from RefSeq and is a predicted model, not a curated record. The transcript has 3 exons. The coding region runs from base 84 to 701 and encodes 205 amino acids.